AGUGCAGAGUUUUCAGCGUCUAACAAACUGUUACGUUACGGCUGUCCGUGGUUUGCACUUUACAUACUUAUUCUUACCUUCUGAGCGUUUAUCAUAUAAUACAGAAGAAACAUUGUCAGUUAAAAUCCAAAUAACCAAACCAGUUUAGUAUUGCCUCUAAAAAUUUGUAUCUUCAGUUAUGACCUAUUAAUAAGUUUAUGUUAGUAGUUGGCUACUUAAGUAGCCAACAGGAAUGUGGGUGAAUUUACUAACAUUCUUAUAGUCUACAACUUGAAAAACGUUAUGCGAAUUUCACAGUGGUCAGCUUCACAUUAGGGUUUUCGUUAAGUGUUACUGCUUGCAUCUAAGAAACCCUAGGCGCAGAGAAUCCCAGUCGACAUUUACGUGGGGCGAAACGGUGGGAUAUUUGUCCAAUUACAAUGAAAACUCGGGGCAAAAUGCACGCUUUCGCAACCAUUUUGAGGAUACUAUGGAUGAACUAAGUAGUAUGCUUCAAUGGGAUAUUCGGUUAUCCGUAACACUUGAAGGUAUUGUAUGUGAUACAUCAGGUAGGUCGAUCGUCAAGUAUAAUUUCGGUCAUAGCGCUAAGCAAAGUCACGAUAAGUGUGUGGCAAACUGCUACUGUGGACCGCAUAGAGUGGCUAUCCACUGUACUGGAGAAGUUCUUUAAGAAGCCGUUUUCUGAAGUUGUUGUUCGUAAGCGCCAAUAUCAUGUGCAUUCAUUUCACCAGGAGCUACCUUCGACUUCCAUAGAUGCUGCAGUGACUGAGUAUAUAGUAACUGAGAUCUACACAGGGGUGCAGCAUUGGUUUCGCAACAUGAACUAAGGGAACGGUAGGAAAGGAGGGAAGUCGCACUCGAUGAGCCUCUUCCUUAAUUUCACCCUAAGGUUAUAGAAUGUAACCUUCCCGGAUUCCAUUCAGAAAUCCAUGCCCACAGACAUGUAUUGUAUGGAUGCCUUAGACGGAAGAGAACGUAUGGCGUACCAAAUCUAUGAUGCUGAGCAGCUGUGCAUCGAUUAAAACGUUUUACAAUAUCUGUUCAACUACAUUUCCUAACUUAAACGAACUACUUUUAUUUUAAUAAGGGCAUAUUGAUUUUGUUUCGCUCACAGUAUGUCAAAGUUUCCGGUAAGCGUCUGUUAUACAAUUAGGAAGCUUCAAAAUGUGGUGCUUGAAACUUCGGCCAAGCAUGAGGAACUGCAGAGUAUUUGGUAUGAAACUUGGGGCUAACUAAAAGAACUGUAGGAAAGUCUAAAAAACCCUCGCAAACUGCAAAAAGGUUUUGGGUUGCCGUAAGUACGCCCUGAGGUUUUUACUAAAGGAAUCAACCCGAAGUUAUUGAAGUGCUUUGUAAGUCUGGCUGAAUUAUGAUGACCUGCUAGUCUUGCGUAUCUGUUCCGUGAUCAAUGGCUUCGACCAUUUAGAGUAUGUAAAAAAAUGCACCGAAACGUUGUGCACAUUCGUGCAUUAGGCAAUGACCGUACCUGCUGUGAGGGUUAAUGAUACCACGUGUCUUCCUCAACCUCUGUAGGUGAAGCGGGGUUCGAACCCAUGGCCGACUAGUUGGAAGUCAACUCCCUAAACCGAUAAACCACAGCUGCACAAUCUGGCAUGUGAUGCUAAUAUAUCUAUCUCUACAAUGGCCAAAGUGUUGUUAUUAUACGUGCAAACCAUUUCAUAAGUGAUUAAGUGUUCGGGAAAUCCGAAGUGACAAAAAAUAAGCACAAGUCAUGGAGUUAUCUAUUUUCAGUACGAAGUGGUCUAUUAAGUGAUUAUGACUUGUUUAUUCAACUAUGAAAGAUAGUUUUCAAGAAGAGCUAGAGUGAGCUUAAAAAAAAUAUGGGACGACUAAAGGUUGAGAGAAGUAUCGUGCAGUACUACUUAGAUCGGCUCAAUUCUUUGUCUUCUAUUAAGGAUUUCGAGGAAAAACAUAUGUUCGUGCUGAAUACUUUCUUAGCAUUUCAAAAAGAUGGUUGGACAGUAGCACUAAGUCCAAAAAUUUGUUAUUGUCUAGAGGAGUUAAUUACUCAUGCAAACGUUGAAUGUAUUAUAGUUUUAUUGAAAACAAUGUCUAAAAAUUGGAAUGGAGUAAUUAAUAGCAAAUUUGCAUAUCAUGUACUUCAUAAAGCUUUACUUAAAUGUCAAGCAAUGGAGUAUCAUACUGAUGAAUUGAUUCUUGAUUAUGUACAAAGCUUUUGUGCUCAUAUGAAAGAAAAUCUGUCAAUUUAUAUAGAACAACAACAUGCAACGCAUACUUGUCGUAUUUAUCCACAAAUUUUAGCCGGAGUUUUAUUAGAAAAGGAUCAGAUAUCAAAUACUUAUAAGUCUACAAUUCAACUUGUUACUCCGUACGAUGAGAAUCAUGUUGUAACACUUACAGAUUUAUGCAAGAAAUUCCUUUUUAAAAAAGCACUAAAAGAUUAUGUGAAAAAUGAGAAUCUCUGUCCUUUUAUACAAGUAUUAUUGCUUGUUGCAUCUGCUCGUCUUAGUGAUAAAUUCAUUGAAAAAUUUAAAAAAAUUAUGAAAUACUCGGGAUUAUUUUCUUCUAAUACUCAGGGAGGUGAUUUAGACGAAAGAUAUCUAAGUGCCUAUACUCAUCCAGUUGUUACAUACUUUGCUGAACUUAUGGUGGAAGUUAUGCCGGGAGCUUAUUUUGCUGACUUCUUAAACGAUUACAUCUUAUUAAAAUGCUCUAAAUCUUCAGAUGGCGUAGAUUCUAUAUCAUUAGCUGAUCUUUUCAUGUCACAUUCAACUGCUAGUCGUGUUUUACGUGCAGUUAUCCGACGUCUAACCAAACCGAUUGAUAUUCAAAAUUUUUUACGAGUUAUCCAGUCUUGCAAAGAUAAUAAUUAUGGACUAUGUGGUGCUCUUUCCAAUGGACAAUAUAAUGUAUUAACUGAACUGGCCGAUUUAUGCAUUAGACAUCCAUCUGAAGAAUUUCAACGUACAUUCUUACGGGUGUUACCUAAAGUCUUUGGAUUUUCAGAAAAGCAUAUUCCAUCUUCAGGUCGAGAAGAUCUAUUCAUUCGUUGUCUUAUUGGAAUGACUUCUGUUGGGGCGUUGAAUGAUUACUUGCAAAAGAAUUCAAUUAAGCAAGAAACAGUUCAAGGUGAGGAGAAUGACAAUGACACUACAAGUGAAGAAGAUUUAAUCAAUCCAGUCACACUACCAGGAUGUUUGUUUGUUCAGACUUUAUUGAAAUUCACGUAUGCUUAUCCUACUAGAAUUGUCACCAGUUUGUUAACUCAAUCAUCUAAACGUCUAAUUGAAUGGGCUAAACAUACUCAACUAUCAAGAGUUUUAGAAGCAACGAUUUUAUCGGAUUCUGUAGCUAGUGAACGCAAAAUUGGACUGCUUAAAGCCCUAAUGAAUGGUUCCUCUAUUCUAGCAUAUGAUGUUAAUGGAAGUUAUGUUAUAGAAGCUUUAUGGACAGCUACAAAUUCACUACCUCAACCAAUAAUUUAUAAGGAAUUAAUGGCGGAACAGCUAAAUACCUUCGCUAGUCAUCUACAUUCACAUAGAUACGGUCAUUUUGUCUACAAGAAAUUGUCAUUGGAACUUUAUAAAACUAAUAAAACCCUCUGGUUGAGUCGUAACGCACCUGAUCGAUUACUUAAGAAACGAUCAUCGCUUGAAAAUGGUCAAAGAAAAGAUGGUUCAAAACGUGCUCGGGGUGCAUUCAAGUAAUAAACAUGUAAAAAAGACUACUACUAUUGUGUACAUAUACUACUUAAAUAAAGCUUGUGCAUGAGAAUGU
Heterobilharzia americana is the source of this 3759-nucleotide messenger RNA. The record is from the annotation of a GenBank genome assembly. NCBI's taxonomy places the organism in Eukaryota, Metazoa, Platyhelminthes, Trematoda, Strigeidida, Schistosomatidae.